This is a messenger RNA of Triticum aestivum (bread wheat), 2036 nucleotides long. RefSeq lists its product as uncharacterized. Lineage: Eukaryota; Viridiplantae; Streptophyta; Magnoliopsida; Poales; Poaceae. The record is from RefSeq and is a predicted model, not a curated record. The transcript is spliced from 4 exons. Gene Ontology annotation, molecular function: protein binding. The coding region runs from base 1 to 1707 and encodes 568 amino acids.
AUGGUCGUUGAGCAUGGUGUUCGUGCCUAUCUUUUUUCUUUUGAGCACACCCACAAUCCAACGCGUCGGAAAAGAGAGCCGACGCGGCCGAGAUCGAUCGAUCGAUCGACGGUGGCAUCGGAGCCGGCUGUGCUACCCGAGGAUGCCCUCACGGAGGUGCUCCGGCGCCUCGCGCCGCACAGCCUAGCCGUAUCCCGGCUUGUCUGCAGGGGCUGGCGCGAUACUAUCAACGCCCGCCUGCGCGGCCACCUGCUAUCCCGCUCGGUGGACGGGACCUUCAUCAACUUCACCCAGCUUAGAUUUUCCGAGUUCUUCUCAUGUCCCUCGAUGGGCCCGGCGAUCUGUGGAGGGCUCAACUUCUUGCCCUGCAUGGGCGUCAGGGUCAUGGACCACUGCAGCGGGCUCUUGCUUUGCCGCGGUCUGGGGCACGAGUGCGACAAGGCACUGCCGAGCGAUUAUGUCGUCAACCCGGCCACACGUCGGUGGACGCGUUUGCCCCAAUGCCCUCCGCCACACAUGCCGGGAUUCGACCAGAGUGCCUACCUCGCGUUCGAGCCAGGCGUGUCGCCGCAGUACGAGGUCUUUCUAAUCCCGCGAGUGCUGUGUGCCGGCGUGUCUGACGAUGAUGCAUUGCUUGGAUCAGAGUGGCCUCCCGCAUCAUACGUCAUUGAUGUGUUCUCGUCGGUGACUCAGUGGUGGGACACAACGACCUUCGUUCGGGAAGGGGAGGCCCCAGAGAUCAUUGGCUACAUGGAUUCACAUUGGUGGUAUAAUCGAUAUCAUUAUCAUGCCGUCUACUGGCAAAGCAAUCUCUACAUCCAUUGCCAGCAUGGCUAUCUCAUGAGAAUGUGUUUGUCAGAUCACACAUACAGAGUAAUUAAACUACCAGGUGUCAGUCCAUAUUUACCUAGAGGAUAUCCAAACCACCAUUUGGGUAAAUCACUGAGAGGGGUGUAUUGCGCAAUAUCUCAUAAACGGAGUCCGCUUCAUCAGAUUUGGCAUCUCAAUGAAUCUUGCAGCCGAAUAGAAUGGGUGCUAAACCAUGAUACCACUCUUAAGACCUUUGAGCAUGAGGACUAUGCUCAACAACUGGGUAGACAAUGGAUCUUACAGGAUGUUAACUACCAUAAGUUGUUCUUUGAGCGUAAUGAGAAAUAUGAUUGGAACUCUAAUGAGGAUAACAUUCUUGACAUUGAAUAUGAUGUUGAAGAGGGAUAUGAGGAUACCAUUCUUCACGUUCAAGAGGGAUAUGAGGAUAAUGGUCUUGACUUCGAAGAUGAUGUUGACGAGCAUAACAUUCUUGAAGACAGAUAUUAUGGAAAUUAUUAUUUUCUCGGGUUUCAUCCUUAUAGAGAGAUUGUCUUCUUAAUUUCAUCAGGGAGAAAAACAAGAGGACUGGCCUAUGAUUGGAACAGCUCAAAAUUUCAGGACUUGGGAAAUGUGGGUUCAGCAUAUUACGACCCCAUCUGUGGACUACCAUGCGGAGAGACACAUGCAGCUUUCCCGUACACGCCUUGUUGGAUAGGCGAGUUUCCAGGAAACGAAAUAGAAUCGCUAUAUAAAGAUCAAGAGCUAUCUAGGAAAAAGUUGGAGUUGGAAGAGGAAUCCAACCUUACAUGCAUGGACAUAUACGAGAUGCGCAAGUUCCAUAGGCAUGCCAAGAGGAUCAAGGACUCUGCUGCCAAGAGUCGGCGCAGACGGCACUAGUAGGAACCCACCUUCACCGACAUGAACUUUAAGGCAACCUAGUUCAGACCUUGGCAAGGGCAGCAAGAAGCUAGACUGUGGAAGUCAAAAGGUAAUGCUAGGCAGGGCAAAAGAAAUUACUACGGCUGGCUGUUUCUACAAAGAAAACUGUGGGCUGCAGAUUGCCUGCAAAAACUAGGAUGACCUCACGAGGAAAAAUGCUGCUUCCGCGACCGAGUGCGAAUUGUGAGACCUAAAACAUCUGAUGCAAAAAGCUCUAAUGAAAUAAAGAAGGUACUGCCUGCUAUAUUGCUUGAUAUAUAAAUACUGGUGGAAUUAACCACCAUGUA